Messenger RNA from Acaulospora morrowiae, 278 nucleotides. The record is from the annotation of a GenBank genome assembly. NCBI's taxonomy places the organism in Eukaryota, Fungi, Glomeromycota, Glomeromycetes, Diversisporales, Acaulosporaceae.
CAUGAUUCCGAAAGUUAUCUUGAAAAAGAACAUGUUUGUGAGGUUUAGUAGAAGGCGCAAGGAUGACAAUGAGAACGAUGAGAAAGUUGCCGUGAAUCUUGAUAUGAAAAAACAAGCUUUGGGACGUGGGGAUAAGAAAAGUGGGAAGGAGAAGGAUGGGAAAGAAAGAGUAUAUAGAAGGUGGAAGAGUAAUUUUGUUCUGUUGACUCUAAUCCUGGGGGAUGAUGUUCAACAAAUGGAUUUUGGCACUUACAUGUUACAUGAGCAUGAACUCGAAG